Messenger RNA from Scaptodrosophila lebanonensis, 617 nucleotides. RefSeq names its product 39S ribosomal protein L14, mitochondrial (gene mRpL14). The transcript has a single exon. Gene Ontology annotation, molecular function: structural constituent of ribosome. Gene Ontology annotation, cellular component: ribosome; mitochondrion. The coding region runs from base 73 to 564 and encodes 163 amino acids. The record is from RefSeq and is a predicted model, not a curated record. Gene Ontology annotation, biological process: translation. Lineage: Eukaryota; Metazoa; Arthropoda; Insecta; Diptera; Drosophilidae.
CGCAUGCAACUGAAAAGCAAAAUAAUAAUUGUAUAACUUAACGUUGUUGUAAAUAAAAAAACGUAUCACAGCAUGGCGCAAAUGCUUUUAAGGAACUUCAGUGCGAGAAGAGCCUGUGGUCUACUGUUGAGCAGCCAAAAACAACAACAGGAAACCUGUGGACUGCACACAACACCGGCCUGCUGUGAGAUUCGCAAAUUGGCUCGCCUGCGAGUUGUGGACAACAGUGAUUUGGGCAAACGGGCUAUGGCCGAGGGACGACCGCCCAGAUGCAUUCAUGUCUACAAUAAGCGCGGUGUGGGCUACAUUGGUGACAAAGUGCUCGUGGCUAUCAAAGGUGAAAAGAAGAAGGGUAUACUUGUGGGUCUAAAGCAGAAUCAGCGACCCAAACAACCGAAAUUCGACAGCAACAAUUUGGUGCUGAUUGACGAUAAUGGCACUCCGCUUGGAACACGCAUCCAUGUGCCCAUACCCACCAUCUUACGCACCAUACUUAAGGAGAAGACUCUGGCAAAGGGCGCGGACUACACAAAGGUGCUCGCUAUCGCCAGUCGUUAUGUUUAGCAAUUGCAAUUUUUUAUCAAAGUUCCCAUUAAAGUUUUAAUUAUUUCUAUUAA